Messenger RNA from Rhodamnia argentea, 1904 nucleotides. Its product is annotated as protein AAR2 homolog. The transcript is spliced from 13 exons. Lineage: Eukaryota; Viridiplantae; Streptophyta; Magnoliopsida; Myrtales; Myrtaceae. Gene Ontology annotation, biological process: spliceosomal tri-snRNP complex assembly. The record is from RefSeq and is a predicted model, not a curated record. The coding region runs from base 129 to 1313 and encodes 394 amino acids.
CUUCUGGAGCUCGCAGUCAGCAUUAGCAAUCGCAAUAGAAGAAGAAGAAGAAGAAGAAGAAGCAAACAUAUCCUGAAGGGAAGGGAAGAGAAGAGAACCCACUCGAUUUCAAUUUCAGUUUCGCGACAAUGGACGCAGACACAGCUCUGGAGCUCGUGAGGCGAGGCGUCACGCUGCUUCUUCUCGACGUUCCUCAGCACACUCUCCUCGGCAUCGAUACUCAGAUGUUUUCUAUUGGACCUGCUUUCAAGGGGCUUAAGAUGAUUCCUCCCGGUAUUCAUUUUGUCUACUACAGCUCUUCGAGCAGAGAUGGCAAAGAGUUCUCACCAAUUGUAGGAUUUUUUGUUGAUGCUGGUCCGUCUGAGGUUGUCAUUCGAAGGUGGAAUGCUGAAGAAGAGCGAUUAGCUAGUGUGUCUGAAGAAGAGGCAGAGAGGUAUUGUCAAGCAGUAAGAAGUAUGGAGUUCGAUAGACAACUGGGUCCUUAUGAUCAGAACCGAUUUGGAGAUUGGAAGCGUUUAUCCAAUUACAUUACUAAGGAAACUAUUCAAAGACUUGAACCCAUUGGAGGAGAAAUCACGGUCACGAGUGAGUCAGAGAUCUUAAAGAACACCCCAAAAACAGCAAUGGAAAAAGCUUUAGAUGAACAACUGACAACAAAGAAGGGUUCAGCUACUGAGGACAUGUCUCAGGGUAGGGGAUGUUAUUACACAUCCAUUCCCCGCUUUGUCAAGCGCCAAGGAAUUGAAAGCCAUGAACUUACUUCUUUAAAUCUCGACAAGACACUAUUGCUCGAAACCAUACUUGCAACAGAAUUUGGAGGCUCGGAAGACUUGCUUCUUGGGGAAUUCCAAUUUUCCUUUAUCGCAUUUCUGAUGGGACAAUCAUUGGAAUCAUUUUUCCAGUGGAAAGCUUUGGUUGGCCUUUUGCUUGGUUGCACUGAAGCUCCUUUCCAGACGAGAACUCAGCUGUUCACAAAGUUUGUUAGGGUGAUCUACUAUCAGCUCAAGCACGGACUUCAAAAGGAGACUGCAGACAACAGGAAUACAGAGCAGGGAACAUCAGCGCUAUUGGAUGAUUUGUGGUUUUCUACCGAUAGCUUUUUGCACCGACUUUGCAAGGAUUUCUUUUCGUUGGUGCUAGGUGCUCCAGUUGUUGAUGGAGAACUUCUAUCUUGGACGAGGAAAUUUAAAGAACUACUUGAGAAUGCUCUUGGAUGGGAGUUCCAGCAAAAUAGUGCUGUUGAUGGAAUGUAUUUCGAUGAAGAUGAUGAAUUUGCUCCCACCAUUGAAAUUAUUGACGACCAAAAUCUGUAGUGCGGCUGUGACAGCGGGAGCAUGCGCAUCAGUCUACUGCUCUAUUUCAUAACGAAGCAUGUCAUUGCAUCUAGGGAGAACUUGCAAUAGAAUCAUCUCUUAAUCAAGUUCACGUAAUGUUAUGCUUUUGAAACUUUACCAGUUCAUGAUCGGUCGGAUGCCCUGUAAAUAGAAGUGUGUGAUUAAACCCCUGGCUCUCCUUCUCUUAUUGUAAGUGGUUGACUGGCAGUAGGAUUUGACAUAUCGAGUCAGUAAUGACCGGGGAAAGUGUUGCAUGACAUCAUAGAAGCUCCUGAAGACUUCUUUUGUGUGUGUGUGUGUGUGGAAGUCAUGUAUAUUUUCAUCAGAUAGUUUCCCCCAGAUUUGAUGAAGACCAGUUGAAACGUGAGCCAAAUCAUGUGUUGAAGCUGCAACAAUUUCAUGGCGAUGCAAUCAUGGUAUCUUCUUCGAUGGCCCGAGAAGCAAAAGCACUGUCAUUUUGUUAUGGAUUGGAUAAACUAUCCGUAUCGAGUUGAUUCAGUAAUGAACUUUUGCAACUCAUUUCCUGGGGUGAAUGCGAGUAUUAAGCAAAUUGCUUGAUAUAUUGUUAUC